Saccostrea cuccullata (small rock oyster) is the source of this 1809-nucleotide messenger RNA. RefSeq lists its product as uncharacterized. NCBI's taxonomy places the organism in Eukaryota, Metazoa, Mollusca, Bivalvia, Ostreida, Ostreidae. The record is from RefSeq and is a predicted model, not a curated record. Bases 1 to 1809 code for a protein of 602 amino acids. The transcript has a single exon.
AUGGUACUGAACGAACUUGAGAACUGUCGGUUUUAUAGAAAAUUAACAGCCAACGAAGAUCGUCACACAAUGCUCAAGGUUGAGAAAUUAACUAAAAAAUAUGCCGACAAUUUAACAAAAAAUGAAAUUGAUUUCUUAACUAACUUUGAAUUGAAAUCCAGUAAUUUCUAUGGAUUACCAAAAGUCCACAAAUCUAAGGAGAUCCAGGAAGCUGUGAAAAAUUGUGAUGACGCAUAUAUAAAAAUAUCCCAACCUGCUGACCUUAAAAUACGUCCGAUCAUCGCUGGACCUGCAUCAAGCACCCAACGACUGAGUAAUUUAUUGGACAUUUUAUUGAAACCACUAUGCAAAUUAUUACCCAGUUUCGUAAGAGAUGAUAUGGAUUUUCUGAAUUAUAUUCCCCAAAAUGUAGACCCAAACACUAUUCUCGUCAGUUUUGAUGUUACAAGUUUGUACACAAAUAUCCCACAUAUUUUGGGACUGGAAGCAGUUAGUUACUGGAUAGACAAACAUCCGGAUAUUAUAAAUGAACGAUUCCCAAAAGAAUUCAUUUUAGAAGGACUGAAGAUAGUGUUGGAAAAUAACCAUUUCCAUUUUAACAAUGAGUUCUACCUACAAAUAAAAGGAACCGCCAUGGGGACAAAAGUUGCUCCCUCAUACGCAACUUUAGUGAUGGGAUAUUUAGAAGAUCAACUAUAUGGAAAAAUACCUGAACUGUUUGAUGUCGACUUUGCUAACUACAUAAAAAAUAAUUGGAAACGUUACCUAGACGACUGCUUCAUAUUUUGGACCAGGAGUGAAGAAGACUUAACUAAAUUCCAUUCACUUCUAAAUAACCUCCAUGAUUCCAUACAAUUUACUAUAGAAAAAAGUAGUACGGAACUUCCAUUUUUAGAUCUUCUUAUUAUAAAGAAUGGAUCGUGUAUAACUACAGACUUGUACUGUAAACCCACGGACACGCACCAAUAUUUGGAUUUUAGAUCGUGCCACCCAUCCCACACAAAACGUAAUAUUCCGUUUAAUUUAGCACGGAGAAUUUGUACAAUUAUUACAGAUGAAACCCUACGAUGUAGACGUUUGGAAGAAUUAAAACUAUAUUUAAGACGGCAAAAUUAUCCAUUGGAUCUAAUAAACAUUGGAAUAGAAAAGGCAUCCGAAAUUCCAAUAGAGGACCUAAGAAAUCCACGCCAUAUAGACGACACCGAUGAUGACGGGAAAAUAGCCUUUGUAGUUACCCAUAACCCAAGGAACAGAAACAUCCUUAUGGACGCUAAAAGAUUUUAUCCCAUUUUAGAACAAUCGGAAAACAUGAAAAGUUUAGUUCAGCCAAAUGAUAUCAUAAACAGUCGACGACAAGCACCAAGUCUUAAAAAACUGUUGACCAAGGCCCGUUUUACAACACAGGAGGAAAUUCCAACCAUUAAAAAAUGCGGAGAUCCGAGAUGCGGAACAUGUACAUAUUUAGAAGAGGGGAAUAAAAUCCAACUUAAAUCAGGAAUGGAAAUUCGAACCAACUCAUCUAUGAACUGUAAAUCGGAAAACGUCAUCUACUGUGCCAUCUGUCCGACGUGUAAAGAAUAUUAUAUUGGACAAACGGGAAAAUUAAAUGCCAGGGUUCGUGUGCACAAGCAACAAAUUAAAGACCCUAGUGUGCGUAAUACACCGUGUUGUGAACAUUUCGCAAAAUGUGGCAAAGGAAUAUUUAAGAUUUUCCCUUUUUAUAAACUUCCAAGUGAAAACGAAAAUUUACGUUUGGCAAAAGAAGACUUUUUUAUCAACCUCUUUAAACCCAAACUUAAUCGGAAAUGA